Messenger RNA from Miscanthus lutarioriparius, 1260 nucleotides. The record is from the annotation of a GenBank genome assembly. Lineage: Eukaryota; Viridiplantae; Streptophyta; Magnoliopsida; Poales; Poaceae.
AUGGCCUCCGCCGUCGCCAGUAACCUCCCCGCGGCCGCGCCAGCCGCCGUGCCGGUGCCGUACGGGUGGCUGAGCCCGCGCGUGUCCUUCAGCCGCGACGCCGCCGACCUGGUGGUGGUGGAUCCCGUCGCCAUGGCCGUGGCGGCGACGCCGGAGCCCGCGAUCUCCAAGGACUUCAUCGACUUCGAGUUCAGCCUCGGCGGCUCCGCCACCAUGCUCCCCGCGGACGAGCUCUUCGCCGACGGCAAGCUGCUGCCCCUGAGGAAGGCGGCGGCGGCGGCGCCUCUGCCGGAUCCGGAGGAGGCAAUGGCAAUGCCGGCGCCCAGCACGGAGCCGAUCAAGCCUCUCCGCGCCGCGGCGGUAGCGGCGGCGGCUGACGGCACCGACCCCUACGCGUUCUCGCCCAAGGCGCCCAGCUGCUCUAGCCGCUGGCGCGCGCUUCUGGGGCUCAAGAGAGCGGCGGCGGCCGCGCAGAGCCCGAGCGCCAAGGCGUCAGCGUCUCCGUCGCCGUCGCCCACGGCGGCGAAGACCCCCGCGCCGGCGAGGGCGACGAACUCCGCGGCGGCGAGGUCGCUGAAGCUCCUGCUCCAGCGGAACACCACCGGGCGCGCGUCGGGCGCCGCGGCGUCGGACCUCGCGUCGGCGCCGCUCCUCCUGCGCGACAGCUCCGACUCGGAGGCGUCGCUGUCGCUGGCGUCCUCCCGCUUCUCGCUCUCCUCCUCGUCCUCCUCCUCCGGGCACGACCACGACGACGUGCCCCGCCUCUCGCUCGACUCCGCCGCCGCCGACCCCAACCCGGCCCGCAUCCGCCUGGUCCGCCGCUCCUCCCACUCCAACCACCGCCACUCCACCUCUUCCUCCUCCAACACCCCCCGCGCCUGGCGCAGCCCGGCCCGGCGCCGGCCCUCGCCGCCGCCACCCCUGCGCUGCCUCUCCGUGGACUCCCCGCGCAUGAACUCGUCGGGCAAGAUCGUGUUCCAGGGGCUGGAACGCAGCUCCAGCUCCCCCUGCAGCUUCCACGCGGCGUCCAAGUCGCGGUCCCGCGCGGCGGUGGACCGGUCCUACUCGUCCGGCGUCCGCGUGGCGCCCGUGGUGCUCAACGUGCCCGUGUGCUCGCGCCCCGUGUUCGGCUUCUUCAAGGACAAGAAGGACACCGCCUCGGCCAAGGACGCCGCGGCGGCGGCGGCCGCGAGGUCCCGGUCGUCGCUGGGGCGGAAGGCGCAAGCGUGGAGCGGCGAGCUGGCGAGAUCCUCCGGCUGA